AUGUCGCGUCUGGCCGCCUGUGAAGCCUGUAGAAAGGCCAAACUAGCAUGCGACCAUAAGCUACCCGUCUGCACUCGAUGCAGUACUAAUCAGGGGAUAUGCAUCUACCGAACCACGCCCUUCAAGCGGAAACGAGAGAAGCAAAGUCUUGGCUCACCGGAUGAAUCCUCGUCCUUCAACCCCAGGCGCAACCCUUACCCGAACCCGGGAUAUCUGGGUUCGUCAAGCCAUGCCGCUAUAUUCAAACAUAUCACUUCAGACGGAGACCACGGGAGUCACCAGGCCGCUCCAGAAGCUCUACACUCGGAUCUAUUUGGUGAUAACCAUCUCGUGCUUCAAGGUGCUGAUAUCCUCAAGCAUCUCCUGACGAAAUAUGAACUUUCUGCGAUGAAAGACCUGGUCAUGUUCUGGCUGGCUAAAGGUGCUAAUCUCGCACUGGCGGAGCCAUUCGUGAGCCAGUGUACUCGGAGCGUUAGCCAAUUAUUUACAUACCAUGACGAGAACUGGCAUUUGGUCUAUGCGAGACGUCUGUUGCACAAUUCAGCCCAACCGUUACACUUCAAUGAUUCUUCUGAUUUGGGUGAUUUCUCAGCUCAGUUUUUGGAUCAUAACUCCCGAUGGGAAACAUUGGGGAUGUUCUUCGCUGCAGUCAGUCGUGCAACGAUUGAUAUUCCAUUUUUCCCUUCUCUCUACGCCACAGAGCAACAACAAUAUACACUCCGAAGGCUGUGCACGAAACUCUGUGAUUUCGCUCUGGAGAUCUCCCUCUCUCUAGAUUGUCUCAACGACCUUCAACUAAUAAUGCAAUAUGAAAACUUCAUUGUUCACUCCUACGUGGAUGGUGAUCAAAGCUAUCACUCUUGGCGUAAGCUGGGAGACGCAAUAUCUUCCACUUUCGCCCUGGGUUACCAUGAGAACAUUGAAGCCAAAGUCGGGAUCCCGACUUUCCUGAAGGAACUACGGAAAACGGCGUUCGCGCGAAUAUACUCAGCAGACAAGAAUAUAGCCAUCUUUCUGGGUCGUCCACCACGAAUGAAUAAACGCUUCUGCCACUUCCAGAUCCCCGCUUGUCGCAAUGCCCAUGGGUCUGAGUGGACUCCCGAUGCAGAGCCUGGGUAUAGGGCCGACACUCGCUGGUCUGCACUAUGUGCAUCGCUGAAGGAAGAAGUCUGGGAACUACUCCAAGAUAAGCAUGACCCAUCGUGUGCGCAAAAAGCUAGUGUGAUUCAAAGCCGAGCAGAGGCACAAUGGCAGGCUCUGCCACCUCACUUCCGACUUGAAAGUAGUCUGAAACAAUGUACCCAAGGACCUUUCGAGCGGGACUUUGUAGCCGGCGUUCGGCUGCACCAUCUGCACGUCCUCUUCCUCCUUCAUCUCUUACUCCUUAGGUCACCUACCGAACCUGAUCUCCCUAUCAUCGAAACAGCAGGUCAAAUGCUCACGCUCGUUGUGGAGAUAAUUCUUCUGCGUGAUCAACUCACUAACUCUGGGACUGGCCUCAUCUGGAAGGUCGCCUACUAUGGACUUCCUGCUGCAGGAAUGAUGCUUCUCGCCAUGUUAAAGCAGAACAUGCCCCGUGCACACCGGACUCGCUCAUUGCAAGACCUGAGUGUUUUUGUAGCAGAAGUCCAGAUUGGGACAAUUGUCCGUGCCGGAGAUCCGAACUACGCAUUACUUUCGAAGGCUACGAGAACUAUACAGCGAUUCCUGGAUACCACGCGCUCGGAUGCCUUGGUAGAACCAGUGGGACAGGAGGAUGAGUGGGCUGCCCUGUUGAGUCAGGAUCUAUGGGAUUUUGAGGCUGGGUUUUGGCAGAGCUUGGCGGAUCAUCCUUCUUUGUUGGCUAUUGAGCCUUCGUUGCCUCCUGUCUAG
Penicillium salamii is the source of this 1872-nucleotide messenger RNA. The record is from the annotation of a GenBank genome assembly. NCBI's taxonomy places the organism in Eukaryota, Fungi, Ascomycota, Eurotiomycetes, Eurotiales, Aspergillaceae.